Messenger RNA from Sinocyclocheilus rhinocerous, 9088 nucleotides. Its product is annotated as protein PRRC2C-like. The record is from RefSeq and is a predicted model, not a curated record. NCBI's taxonomy places the organism in Eukaryota, Metazoa, Chordata, Actinopteri, Cypriniformes, Cyprinidae. Gene Ontology annotation, biological process: cell differentiation.
ACGUCAGGCUCUCGUGGAUUGGCGCUCUGCCAUCUUUGAUUGUGCGACAGGCCGCGGCGCGAGCGCGGGGCCCUCUCUCGAGCGCACGAGAAACCGCCAACCGCCCGUUAUUCCUCGCCUCACACCGGCGGCGCGACCAGAGACACAUACAGAGAAAGAAAACGACAGGGAGAGGGACAUAAACGCUUCUCUCUCUUUUGUGGAGGAGGUUUUUGUGGGUCGCUAACCUCUCGGCUAGCUGGGAUUAGCAUAGCACGAGUUUUUGUAAUCCACAGCCGGCCUCGCUCUCUCACACACACGCUUAAACACACAAUACAAAGGGCCAGGACACAGACCUUCUGGACGGAAUAAACGAUAUACUUGAAGAGAGAAACAGGACCGGCGGAGACAGGGGCUGGUUCUGAGGGGUGAGGCCGCAGGACCAGACUCAAUGAGUUUCCAGCGAAAUGUCCGAGAAGUCAGGGCAGAACACCAAGGCAAAGGAUGGCAAGACCAAGUAUGCAACCCUUAGCCUCUUCAACACGUACAAGGGCAAGUCUCUGGAGACCCAGAAAACUGCAGUUGCUGCCAGACAUGGGCUCCAAAGUUUGGGCAAAGUUGCGGUCAGUCGACGCAUGCCCCCCCCAGCUAACCUGCCCAGCCUAAAAGCUGAGAACAAAGGCAACGAUCCCAACGUUAGCAUCGUACCCAAGGACGGCAGCGGAUGGGCCUCCAGACAGGAUCAACCAGGAGACGAACGGCAACAAGAGACCCCUCCACCACAGCCUAAGCCAACUGUGCCCCAGACCUCUGAUGUCCCUCUGGGAGGCAGCCGCUCCUGGGCCAACAGCAAACAGUCUGGGCAGCUGGACGGAGCUCCUCGGAUGAGCAGUCAGUUCCAUCAGGAGUUUCCGAGUCUGCAGGCGGCGGGUGAGGAGGAGAAAUCAGGCAAUCAGGAAGAUGAACCCUAUGGGCCGGGCCCCAGCCUCAGGCCUCAGAAUGUGGGUAGCUGGCGGGAAGGUGGAGGCAGGAACUUAAACGUUGCUCCCAGCCCCUCAGAGACCGAUGGUAAGCCCUCUGAGGAGUCAGGCGUGGGUCGAGGCACACCAUCUCCCUCUGUGGACUCCGAUGAGGCAGGGAAACCCUCUGCUGGGGAGGGCAGAGAAAAGAGAGAUGCCAGAGACAGGCUCCUACCUACUGCCCCUCAGCCUAAACUUAAUGGUGGCGAUGAGGGUUGGGCAGGUGCUCAAAUGGAAGUUGACUAUACUGAGAAACUGAACUUUAGUGAUGAUGAGGAGAACCAUUCAGCUAAGGAGAAAGGCAAUAACUGGGAGUGGAUGACUAAAGUUGAUCACAUGCGGUCAAGAAACACUGGUGUUCAGGAGGGAUGGAAGGAAGGAGAAGAGGAGAGGCGUGACAGCAAGAGCUCGUGGCCUGAAAGUGGAGACCCCAGGGCUCCCUCCCCUGGCAAUAUUGUCCAUUAUAGCAAGACGGUUCCUCCACAAGAACAACAGGGCCAAACUGUUGGACGCUCUGUGGGAAGUGGUGGUCCCCGUGUUACAAAGUUACCCACAACAGCACCCCCUGCUGGUGAGGAGGAAACGGAAGCAUGGCGACAGAAACGGAAGAAGCAGUCAGAGCUCUCAGAAGCAGUAGAACGCGCUCGCAGACGGCGUGAGGAGGAGGAACGCCGCAUGGAAGAACAAAGACUUGCUGCAUGCAAAGAGAAACUCAAACAACUUGAGGAGAAACGACGACCUUCAGCUACAGAAACUACUAAACCAAUUACACAAGCUCAUUGUGAUCACCAGGAAGUGACUGAAACUGUGCCUAAACAACCUGCUGAAACUCCACCCCCUCACCCUCAACCACCACCUUCCCCUGCACAGCAACCCUGCCCUCCCAUGCCAACCCAUGAAAGGACCGAGCCCACUGUGGAGGAGGUGCCACAAUUUGUUACCCGACAACCUAGCCCUCCUGUCCAUAGGACUGCCCCAGAACCCCAAAGCAAGGUUGAAACUGCUGUAACAGAGGAGGUGCAUAGACGGGUGGAGAGACAACCAAUGAGAGACUACUUCAGUACUGAGGAGCCCAGAGUUGAGGAGCCUCCGUUGUCUUUAUCCAGACUGGAUCAUUCUGUUAGUGAAGAUGCACCUCUUCCGUCUCAACUGGAAAAUGAGGGAGACACUGGGACUGCUGUUCGCCCUUCUGUCACCUCUGGAUACUCAAAACAGUUCCAGAAGUCUUUACCACCAAGGUUCCUUAGACAACAGGAACAGCUUAAACAACAACAGUGGCAGCAGCAGCAACAACAGCAGCAGCAGGGUGGAGGGGGUCCAGUCUCUCCCUCAGGGGGUUCAGUUCCCCCUCAGCACAGAUCCUUAUACCAACCUCUCGGCCCCCACCACCAACACCUUGCCUCAAUGGGCUUUGACCCACGCUGGCUAAUGAUGCAAUCUUACAUGGAUCCUCGUAUGAUGUCUGGGCGGCCACCAAUAGAUAUGCCUCCUAUGCACCCCGGGAGAAUGCCUCCUAAGCAACUGGUACGACGAGAGCCCUCAGACAACAGCAGCUCUGGAUCAGACACUUUUGAUCAUCUGACCCGACCAAUCAGAGAACACGGAGUUCCCAAUGAGCCUCGAAUGGUCUGGGGUUCUGACCCAUAUCCCUCAACAGAGCCCCUGCCCUCUUCUGCAACCGUAAAAGGGCGUGAAGAUGGCAAGGAGACAAGAUUGGAUGCUGGUCUGGAGCUGGAUAGAGGUCUAUCAGGUGUCUACCCUCAGGACCAUAGCCCACUAGAGUCUAGGGGCAAGAGCGACUUCUUCAGGGAUUCUUCUGAAACCUUGUCUGCUUUUAGUCAUGUUUCGGAAGAGGUUCCAGGUCUCCUACAGACUGACAGAGCACCAGUCAUCCCUUCGUUUGAACCUGAGGAGGCUAACCUCUCUGGUGCAGAUGAGGUUGAAGCCAUUGGACAGGCUGUAUUGAAACGGAGUAUCUCUCAAGGCUCCAGUCACUCUCUGAAACUGGAAGAGCCCAGAUCUGAAGGACUUACCAUAGUACAGAAAACCCUGGACUUCCCUGAUACUGUGGAAAGACCAGAGGACAAGUCCAGAAAGGAGCCAUUUGGACAAGGGUCUGUAAUCAACAGCCGUUCCACGCCUCCUGUGGCUAAUGAUGGUAUGCACAAAACCGACAAGCUCACUUUACCUGCACCCAGCAAGCAGAAGUCAGAGAUGCGCUGGGGAUCCCGUGGAUCUGGAUCUGGAAGGAGAGAGGGUCCCGGAGGGGAGCGGCCAGUGAGGAGAUCUGGACCGAUUAAGAAACCUGUGCUGCGAGACAUGAAGGAAGAGAGGGAACAGAGAAGAGAGAAAGAAGAACAGCACGAACGAGGGGAGCGAUCCAAAAAAGAGGGAGCUGCACCCAAAGGUGCUGCUUCAGCUGCUGUAGAAGCAUCUGAUGGACCAAAACCCUCUGGUGAUGGGAAGAAAAUAGUGAUAGAACCUGAAGUGGGAGUAUCAACUGGUGGAACGAAGUCCAGAGAUCUGCAGGCAACUGUAUGUCCUACAGCCACAACUGUUGCUGAGGAUAAACCAGACAACCAGACAAAAUUUAAUGAUAAACGUUCUGAACCCAAACUACCAUCUCGCAAAGACUCCAACCUCCCUCCCAGAGCUUACCGCAGAGACGAGAGGGAGCGAGACAGAGAACGAGACCGAGAGAGGGACAGAGAUGUGGAACGAGAGAAGGACUGGCCUUCUGAUUUUAAAGGCCGUGGUCGGGGAGAGUACUAUUCCCGUGGCCGGAGUUACAGAGGCAGCUACGGUGGGAGGGGCAGAGGUAGCCGUGGUCGGAGUCGAGGUGACUACCCUUACAGAGAGCCACGGUCACGCUCAGACUUGCCAUUAAGUGCCACAGGGACUGCUAGUUUCCGCUGCAGAGAGGAGAGUGAAACCCGUAGCGAGAGCUCAGAUUUUGAAGUCUUGCCCAAGCGUAGACGCAGACGAGGCUCGGACACAGACUCUGAAAGUGAAGGCAGAGAAUCUGCCAGUGACACUGGACCAUCAGAUCGCGAGCCCAGCUCCAAACCGAGCAGGCCGCUCCAUCGUGAGCUGCCGGAAUCUCGCUCCUCUAAAUCUGCCUCUGGAUUUGCAACCGGAAAUCUUUCUGAAAAACAUGGGCCUCGAGAUGAGGAUGGGCGACCUAAACCAGGUUUUCUUUUAAAGGGUGAGGCCACACGGCGAGGCAAGGGAGGCUUGCACAACAGACGAGGUGGUGGCAGGGAACGAGGUGGCCACAGAUCUGUUCCUUUCCGUCGGGCCCCUGUUAGAGAGUCCUCACAGUGGCCCUCGAAGCCCAUGGAGACCUUUCGGCCAGAGGAAGCAGAGACCUUGCGCACUGAUAGGACCCCAUCUGAAAGACGGCACACCAAAUAUGACAACAAGAAAAUUGGAGAGGGUGGACAAAGCUUACGGGAGAGGCCCCGGAGACCAAGGGCAGCCCGUCCUCCCAGACAGGACAAGCCCCCACGAUUUCGGAGGCUUAAAGAACGUGAGGCAGCAGUGUUUGCUGGGGAAGCUACUCCUGGUGUGCCAGUACCUACAUCGGUCUCCCCAACGCUGUCUAAAGCUCCUGGAACACUGGUCACUUUGCCAGAGGGGGUGGCUGAUACCAGUACAGCACCUUCUCUCACUCCUGAUGUGACUCUCCCUGAACUUCCUGUCACAGAGGCGGUUGUUCCUGAAAUGGGAGCCACCACUGUAGUUGCUGCUGGCAGCAAAUCACCUGACUUGUCCAAUCAGAACUCUUCUGACCAGGCCAAUGAGGAGUGGGAGACGGCCUCUGAGAGUAGCGACUUCAACGAAAGGAGAGAGCGAGAGGACAAGAAGCAGCUUGAAGCAGCUGUGACCGCUAUCACUACUACUUCCUCCUCUGUGCCCACACAGAUCUCUGGGGGACAGAACAAAUCACCCACAGAAAGUAUGGCAAUCUCAAAACGGGAGAUAGCCUCGGCAGCCAAGAGGAGCUUCUCUAGCCAGCGGCCUGUGGAUCGACAGAACCGAAGAGGAAAUAAUGGGCCUAAAACAGGCCGAGGGUACCCUGGAGGCAAGAGCGAGAGAAGGGGAGGAUCUGGAGCCAAAUCGGGACGGAGGGGUGCUGCUGCUCAAAAUGCAGAGACCGCUCAGGCCAGUACAGGUCAGAAAGCUGGGAAAGAACCAGCUCCCAGCCGCCGGAAAGAGGAAGGAAAGCAAGCUGUCAAAAAACCCAAAGAAAAAGAAAAUGCUUUGUCUCAGUUCGAUCUCAACAAUUAUGCCAGUGUAGUGAUCAUUGACGACCACCCAGAGGUCACAACACUGGAGGACCCUCAGUCUAACAUGAAUGAUGACGGGUUCACAGAGGUUGUUUCACGGAAACAGCAGAAACGUUUGCAGGAUGAGGAAAGAAGGAAGAAAGAAGAGCAGACUGCACAGAAUUGGAGUAAAAAGGGCUCUGGAGAGAAGGGCAGGGGAGGUGGUGGUUCUAAACUCCCGCCGCGAUUUGCCAAAAAGCAGCAAGGAUUGGCAGCAGGACAGCAGCAACCAUCAGCUCCAGCUCCACAGACCCAGUCUGUCCCUCAGCAGCCUCAACCACAGCCAGCUAUCUCUGUGUCGCAGCACAACCUGCCUGCCUCCAACCAGAGCACUAGCUCACCCCAGCCUCUUGAGGGCGCUGUGGCACCUCUGGCUCCUGCGCCUGUAGACUUCCCUGCCAAGAGUCAGGCACACAACCCCCUGGGUACGGAACUGUGGGAGAACAAGGUGGCUGGCUCCGCUGUUCUCUCCGAUGUCAAGAAACUUGGACCUAUCAGCCCUCCCCAGCCUCCCUCUGCCAGUGCCUGGAACAAACCCCUCACUUCAUUUACUGGGACCGUUACACCUGAGGGUGUGAAAGCGGGAACAGAACGCCUUGAGCUGGGCAUGGAUAGCAUCCAGUUUGGUGCCCCUUCUUCAGCAGGCAGCACUGACAGUGACGGAGUGCCCGCCCUGCUAGAGAAAACCUCUGACAAUAAACUACCCGAACCCAAAGAGCAAAGACAAAAACAGCCUCGUGCUGGACCUGUCAAACCUCAGAAGUUACCUGACAUCCCCCCUCCAGAGCACAAGGAAUAUAAACCUGGUCCCAUUGGUAAAGAGCGUUCGCUCAAGAAUCGUAAGGCUGUCAAAGAUGUGCGUCAGUCCGAUGGAGAGGGCCUGGAUAAAAAUGGAACUAGAGGCAGCCGAGACAGAGACUCCAGCUCACCCACUAAAGACAAAGUUCCUGAGCUGGGUGGAGACAUUGAGGGCAUGAUCACUGCUCCAUCAGCAGAAUACUCCAGCAGCUCUAAGGAAUCAGUGACUGACUACACAAUCCCAUCUUCCUCGUUAGCAGACAAUGUCCCCACUGCAGGGACCAAGAUGGAGAAGAGCCUUGUGACACCUGUGGCGCUCCCACACCCAUUGCCUAUUCAGCGAAGAGAAGCCCUGCAGCAGAGCUCCAGCCUUGCCACAGUCUCUCCUGCUACUGUUGACCUCACACUUAAAAUGGAAUCUGCGCGCAAGGCUUGGGAGAACUCGCCUAGUCUUGUGGAAAAGAGCUCUCCUGUCACCUCCUCUGCAUCCCCCAUCACCAGUGCCUCCUUCAAUUCCUUCUCCAGUGCUUCAGUGCCUCAGAUACCUGUGGCCUCGGUCACCCCCAGCACCUCCCUGUCCGGAUCUGCAACCUACACAACAUCCUCUCUCAGCACGAAGAGCACAUCAGCUUCUGACCCUCCCAACAUCUGUAAGGUGAAGCCCCAGCAGCUGCAGAGUUUAGGAAUGUCCAGUGCUAACUUCUCCCAGCUGGGCUGUGCGCCUUCUCUGUUACCACAACAGCAGCAGCAACAGACCCCACAGGUGUUUGUAUCCCAGUCUGCAGCAGGUUCUGCAGCCCAAAUCCCGGCCUUCUACAUGGACACCAGCCACUUGUUCAGUACGCCUCACCCUCGCUUGGCUCCUCCCUCUAUAGCCCAGCAGCAAGGCUUUCAGCCUGGACUCUCCCAGCCUACAGCGGUGCAGCAGAUCCCAAUCUCUAUUUACGGUCCUCUGCAAGGGCAGCACCAGGCCCAGCUGAGCCUCAAUGCUGCACCUCCGGUGUCUCAACCUCAAGACCUCUUCAGCUCCUCCAUACAGCCCUACAGGUCUCAGCAAGCAUUCAUGCAGAACAGCCUCUCCCAGACGUCUCCCAUGAUGCUGUCUGGGACGCCACUGCACAGUUACCCUGGAGUGCAGCCCCCAGAAUUGGGUAAGCCUCAGUCCAACCUGGCCUUCCAGCAGACUUCAAACACCCAACAUAUCCCCUUCCUGUUUGAGCCCCAGCUGAAUCAGCCCUCUGGCAUGGGAGGAUCACAGCUCAUAGACACACAUCUACUGCAGCGUCAGGGAAUGAGUCAGCACUCAAACCUGUUCUCCGGACAAGUCCAGCAGCAGAGCAGCUACUACAGCUCAACACAAAGUCCCAGCUCUGCCCUACAGCAGAUGACGGUUUCCAUGCCAGGUUCACAGUUAUCUUUGCCCAACUUCGGCUCUGGUGGUGGUCAGCCACUCUUGGCUUUGCCUCAGUCCUUACCUCCGACCCCUCCCCAAGUCCCGCCCCCCAGCCUCAACCGCCUGCCCCCCAGCAAUCCGCCCUAUCGUGGCCUUUUUGGCCAGAAUACACACAGCAUGAUGCAGCCUUCCAAUAAGAUGUGUGAGAUGGAUCUGAAGCUCUUCAGUGGUGGAAUGGAUAUGAAGCCUGGAACUCCACCUGUCAGCGCCAGAAGCACUACCCCCACUUCUAGCCCUUAUAGGGCGAGCUCCACAAGCCCCAGUAGUCAGUCUAGCAAGAUGAGCAGCAUGCUGUAUCCCAAACAGUUCCAGUCAGGCUCAGCAGGAAUGCGCAUUGCCCAGCACUUCCCAGGACAGUUCAACCCACAGAUGUUGUCUCAGGCUAACAUGGUGUCUCCAUUGGUGCGUCCACACCAUGCAAACUCCUUUCCUGGAGGGGUGCAGCGUUCACCAAUGGGUCCACCUAUGUCCCCUAAUUUGAGUGGGGGUCUGAUGCCCCAUCCCAGACCCCAGCAUCCUCCACGUGGACCUUCUGGUCCCUCAUUGGCACCACGUGGCACACAGGCUGCCCUGAAAGCAGAACAGGACCUUAAGGCUAAACAAAGAGCUGAGGUAUUACAGUCAACCCACAAGUUCUUCUCUGAGCAACAACAACUCAAGGCUCCAGUCAGCAAGCCAACCCGCAUAGAAGGAGCAGGCAAACCCACCGACAGCAUCACUUCAAAUCACCAGGGGGCACCAUCUGACCGCGCAGAGUCUGACAAACCUGCACCUCUAGCAACAACCAAACCCAUCCGGACAGGUCCGAUCAAACCACAGGCUAUCAAACCAGAAGAGAGCAAAUAGUCGUUACUGCUUCAGAAAAGACAGAUGGAUAGAAGGAUGGACUGAGAGUCCGAGUGCCGGGGAGGGGGGGGUUGGCACGUCUUACAGCACCUGAAAGCGGCAGAGAAGUGUAGGGAAGUAGAGUGAUGGAUGUUAAUUUUACAAGGUGCUGUGCAUUUCUCUCACACUUACUGUGCCCAUUUUCCUCAUCCUUUUAUCAGUCCAUCCAUUCUCUCCUCCGCUGUGGUUGGCAUUACAGAGAAAGCGCCCCUCCAUUGUGUGAACUGUACAUCCUCAGUGAACAAUGAAGGUAGACAUCAACAUGAGUUACACUUGCUGCUGAGAAUGCCAUUUGUAUAGCAAUAUGAUUUACUUUCUCAUUUCCUCAUGUAGAGAAACACAUUUUAGGCAGGCAAAUGUCUCCUUUUUUGAUUGAAGAUGUUUUCCCCCAUAAUUUUAUUUUUUUGCUCAUGUUCUCACGCAACGUUUCAAUUACAGCGAUAAAGAUACAAUGAAAUGUCUACACACACACUCGCAUACCUUUUAUAGUGUGUGUGUGUACACCUCUCUCAACAUUACCGGCACUCACACUUACUUUGACUUCAACCAUGUGUAUUGGCCUUAAUACAUAGAACAUUAUUUCAGCAGAUUAGGAGUUGAUUACCGAUGUAUCCAAUUAAUUUAUC